Messenger RNA from Charadrius vociferus (killdeer), 1624 nucleotides. RefSeq names its product protein phosphatase 2, catalytic subunit, beta isozyme (gene PPP2CB). Gene Ontology annotation, molecular function: protein serine/threonine phosphatase activity. The coding region runs from base 1 to 1167 and encodes 388 amino acids. Gene Ontology annotation, cellular component: cytosol. The record is from RefSeq and is a predicted model, not a curated record. Gene Ontology annotation, biological process: peptidyl-serine dephosphorylation; mitotic cell cycle. The transcript is spliced from 9 exons. NCBI's taxonomy places the organism in Eukaryota, Metazoa, Chordata, Aves, Charadriiformes, Charadriidae.
AUGGCUUUCUCGGUAAAGUUUGGAGGCAGGGGCGCGCUAACGAAGGGUCGGGAAGCGUUUUGCACUGAUGCAGCGAAGGUGACCCGGCGGGGCGCUCCAGAGGAGAUGGCAAAACCCACCGUCGCGGGUUCGUCGCGUCGAGUCCAAAUGAUGGACUUGACCCAGCAAGAAGCUGCGGCGGUUAUUGGUUUUCGGCAAGGCUGCAAGGGAAAACGUAGUCAAAAGACGGCAAAACUCUUCCUUGGAGGCGUCGUUUGGGCGAGCCUCUUUUUUCUAUCCUUGUUCUUUGGAUGUGUAAGAAGGGUUUCUGUGAGCAGCUUGAGAGCUUUGUGUUCUGAAGCUAAAGAAAUUCUUACGAAAGAAUCAAAUGUGCAAGAGGUACGUUGCCCCGUCACCGUCUGUGGGGAUGUCCACGGUCAAUUCCACGACCUUAUGGAACUCUUUAGAAUCGGUGGGAAAUCGCCGGACACAAAUUACCUGUUUAUGGGAGACUACGUGGACAGAGGCUAUUACUCGGUGGAAACAGUGACUCUUCUAGUAGCGUUGAAGGUGCGUUACCCAGAACGCAUUACGAUACUGAGGGGCAAUCACGAAAGCAGACAAAUUACACAAGUGUAUGGCUUUUAUGACGAAUGUCUGCGAAAGUAUGGCAACGCCAACGUCUGGAAGUAUUUCACAGAUCUGUUUGAUUAUCUUCCGCUUACAGCUCUAGUAGAUGGCCAGAUAUUCUGCCUCCACGGUGGCCUCUCUCCAUCCAUAGAUACACUGGAUCAUAUCAGGGCUCUGGACCGCCUGCAGGAAGUUCCGCACGAGGGUCCUAUGUGUGAUCUGUUGUGGUCGGAUCCGGAUGAUCGUGGCGGCUGGGGUAUAUCUCCACGUGGUGCUGGCUACACCUUUGGGCAAGAUAUUUCCGAAACAUUUAACCAUGCCAAUGGGCUCACACUGGUCUCCCGCGCUCACCAACUUGUCAUGGAGGGUUAUAAUUGGUGCCACGACCGAAAUGUGGUUACCAUUUUCAGUGCGCCCAAUUACUGUUACCGUUGUGGGAACCAGGCUGCUAUCAUGGAACUAGACGACACUUUAAAAUAUUCCUUCCUCCAGUUUGACCCAGCACCUCGUCGUGGAGAGCCUCAUGUUACCCGUCGUACCCCAGACUACUUCCUAUAAACCUCUCCCAACCUUUGUAGAAGGAAGUACACCUGGCAUUUUAAAGAGCAACAAUAUUUACACGUUUCUGUAAGAAACCGGGGUUCGUCUCAACUUGCAAAUCCCCAUCAUGGACCAAAACGUGCCAUACAGAGGACGAAGAGCGUUUAGCACAACUUGAGACUGAAUUCCUUAACGACACUAUAUAUAUCCUAUACCCAUCAGUCCAACAGUCAGUUUGCCUGCUGUAUUUGUAGUCCUUGUUUUUCUUCUGGACUGUUCAGAGAGGAAGGGGUAACUCUUAGUCACACUUCCAUCUCCUUUGGCGCUUCUUUGUAAAUUUUCAGUUGUAGUGUUUUAACCGGCAUGAAUUACGAGUUUAUUUUCGAGGGAAAUGCACACUAACUCCUGCCCCCUUCCCACCACCGCCACCACUCUUUUAUUUUACUGAGAGACCGACCGACUUAACUGGAGAAAG